Messenger RNA from Haliotis rufescens (red abalone), 2235 nucleotides. RefSeq names its product steroid 17-alpha-hydroxylase/17,20 lyase-like. Lineage: Eukaryota; Metazoa; Mollusca; Gastropoda; Lepetellida; Haliotidae. The transcript has 11 exons. The record is from RefSeq and is a predicted model, not a curated record. Gene Ontology annotation, molecular function: monooxygenase activity; iron ion binding; heme binding. Bases 246 to 1757 code for a protein of 503 amino acids.
CCCUCAAAAUUGUUUUUGGUUCGCUGGACAAGGUAUUCAAUAUCACAGGCCGGGGACAUUUGUGCAAAUGUAGGUCAUACAACUCCGUGUUCCCCAGCGAUAACAUUCAGGUCACUAUACAGUGCAUGGAGCAAGCAGACGUCGGUAUUGCACAAUACCUACCUCUCGUAUAAAGUCACAUACACUUCAGCUCGUUCAGUCUAUUCACUGCUACGUACACAACAAGGAUAUUCUAAGCAGGGACGAUGUUUGAGUGUUUAAUGCAGUUGUGGCCACAGUCUGUGGUAACCCAGGCUCUUGUUGUUGGGGCUGUGAUUGGUGUGAUCGCCUAUAACCUCUUCAAGAAACGAUACAACUUGCCGCCCGGACCCACAGGAUGGCCAUUAAUAGGAAACCUUUUAGCCAUACGAGGAGGUCUCCUGUUCCGAAAAUUCCGUGAUUGGAGCAAAACGUAUGGUCCAGUUAUGAAGAUUCAGAUGGGCAAUCGACCUGCAAUUGUUCUGAGUCGAAUCGAUGUUGUAACGGAAGCCCUCCUUACACGGCAAGCGGACUUAGCAGGAAGGCCCGAUACAUUUGUUGCAACAACAUUAACCGAGGGAGGAAAAGACAUAGUCCAAGCAUCGUACGGCCCCACGUGGAAGAUGCACAGGAAAAUUGCAUCCAAAGCACUCAGGCACUAUCUAAUGGGAGAGAAACUCAGCUUGAAAGUGUCGCAAUCUCUCAAAACCUCUACAAAGCUGAUGAGUAAGGAACCAGGUGCCUUUGAUCCAUUCCCCUACCUUUCACUCGGGAUCUCCAACAUGAUGACAGGAAUGUUGUUCAAUAAAACCAGCCAAACUACAGACUCUGAACACUAUAAAGAGUACGUCGUCGGCAUAGACAACAUGACGAAAGAGUUUGGAGACGGUUUUCUAGAAGAUGCCAUUCCCCUGCUUCAUCUGUGCCCAACACCUAGAUUCAGGCGUGUCAUACGACUCGCUGCUCAAAUGACAGAUGCAAUCAAGAAAGAAAUCGCAGCCCACAGAAAAACGUUCAACCAAGGUGAGAUGCGGGACUUCACAGAUGCUUUGAUACUGGCUCAGCAAGAAGCAGAAGAAGGGGAUGACCCGAUCCUCAUGUCACAGAUUACCAACACACACAUGGUCAUGACAAUCUUUGACUUAGUUUUCGCUGGUACAGACACAUCCAGGGGCACUCUCCGCUGGUGUCUCCUGGCGAUGGCUCUCCAUCCUGACAUUCAAAAGAAAGUUCAGAAAGAGGUGGACUCUGUUAUCGAUCCUGAUCUGAACGUCCACGUUUCGGACAGGGACAGGCUGCCAUACACAGAUGCAGUGAUACACGAGGUCAUGAGGAUGAGGACAGUGGUUCCAUUAGGCGUUCCUCACUCUGCCCUUCGUGAUACCACAGUUGGUGGAUACGAUGUUCCCAAGGGUACAAUGGUGUUGAUCAACCACGACGCUUUGCACUUUGACCCUGACCAAUGGGAGGACGUCAAUACGUUCAAACCUGAACGAUUCCUAGACUCAGAGGGAAAGAUGGGACCCAAACCAGAAAGCUGGCUUCCGUUCUCUGCCGGAAGGAGAGUUUGUCUCGGCGAGACUGUCGCCAAACCCGAGAUCCACCUCUUUCUCGCUGGAAUCCUGAGAGUAUUCACCAUUUCACUUGCCCCAGGAACACAGCACGACUUUGAGCCACGGAGUACGGGGGGGAUUAAUAGUCCAGGGACAUACAAAAUUAUCGUGAAAUCGAGAGUUUGAAUCAGUGAUUUGGAUUUAAAGCAAUUUUGAACAGGGUUUCAGUUUUAAAAUGGAAUAAAAUCCCUAGGUGACUAAUGUUCAAGGCGUUUGCAACUUGGGUGAGCCAAUGAGGAUCUUGUGCAAGGAUCAUUGUAGAGACCAUUAGGGUUCACUGGAUAUAUAUAUAUAUAAAUUAUAUAUGGAACAUGUAUCUGAACAAUCAAGUUAAUAGACUUAAAAAAUGGUGUUUAGGUAGUUUUUCUUUGUUCAAUUUAUGUCCUAAUUAUUUUUAAUUUUGAUUGUUACUAAAAUUACGAAGGUUGCAGGUCUGAAAACAAUCGUCAAAAGUGUCACCUUAAGACAUCGAUCAUUUCAUAUUCUGUAUGUGGGUGGGGUGGAUGUUACAUAAUUUCAUAAAAUAAAAAAACAUCAUUUCUUUCAGAAAAUGCUUGAUCUGCCUUUGCAAUAAAAAAACAUUUUCGCUGGAUGUAUACAAAAA